Molecule: messenger RNA, 622 nt
Organism: Acaulospora morrowiae
Lineage: Eukaryota; Fungi; Glomeromycota; Glomeromycetes; Diversisporales; Acaulosporaceae
Source: the annotation of a GenBank genome assembly
UCUUAAAGUCAGUUCUAGUCUACAUUGCCGACAUGUGGACAGCAGGAAUUCUACUAAUAUUCGAUCGGUGGAGCACAUCAAUACGACCUCCAAUUCCUUUUUUCAUCUCGAAAUGGAUUUACGUCAUUUGCAUCUUUAUAUCGUUUUUCUUAUUAGCUUUGGACAUUAAGAAAGCCAGGAAUAUAAUUAAGUCAGGGGACAUUUCAUAUGCUUUUACAAACACAGUUGCUUACAGGUUCCAUACCAUGAGGAGUUAUUCGCAUUUUUGCUUUUUUUCUAAAAUCAAUAAUUCCAAAAAGAAAGUAGAUGAAAUUGCCUUUUUCGUAUUCUUUACUUUUAAAGGUUGGAAGCGAAUUAUAUUUGCUGAAGCCCCUCGUCAAGUUAUUGUUGCAGUCACACUAUAUUCAAUCGUUCAAGCGAAUAAAUCUAGGAAUUAUUUUGAUAUCGACGAAUAUGGAUCAGGCAUGGUUCAACGUCUUACCACAGCUUCGAUGGUUUUCUCCCUUUUGAUAUUUGUUGCAUCGGCGUCCAUGUUUGUAUUUGCUUUCCUAUUAUAUAUUCCACUUCUGUGUCAAAUCCGGGGAAAUUUAAAAGAAUAUUGUUGUCACAAAAUUGACAAGAG